AACGAGCAAGCCAAACGCGUUUUCCCUCUCAUGUGUGCUGGUCGUGUAGUGCGCGUCCUGCUUGCUUCUUUGCACACCGUUCGGAACAGUUGCGAACCACUGCGCCGCCAUAUUAAAGUGAGACAAAAGAACCGUGUGCCACACCGCUUGUCUGUUGUGUGUGCGGUGUUGUGCUGUGUGUUUUGGGAUUUUCUACGUGAAACGGACACAAUUUCCGGACCCGCCGGAGGACGACGCCGCGCGUACAUUUCUGUGUGUGUGAUUUGUCUUGGCGGCGACGGACACACGGACGCCCAACUUUCGGCCAAGCCACGGGGGCAGAGUAACAGAAAAAAAGACACUUUAAUCGUGUGCCGUGAAAUUAUGCUCACGGGCCCCUCAUCAUCAUCAUCAUCAUCCCUAGCAGCAGUAUUUGAAAACAGCCGCCUGUGAGGAAAAACAGUUCGUCGACAGCGCAGCAAGCAACCGGGCGAGGAGCAGUCGUGGGUCGUCGUGGGCCACGCGCAAGCAAUGUUCACCGCCAACAACAUCCAAACGGCAACGGGCACCCCAAUCGGCAUCCAGUAUCAGACCGCGACCGCCACCGACAUCAACAAGGGCACCAAGCUGGAGGGCCAAAAGACGAACCAGCAGGCGCCGGAGUUUUCGACGUUCUACGCUAAUGUGAAUAUGAUACAAAAGCUAACGCCAACGUCCCAGGCGUUGAGCACCGUUAAUCUGGCGCAGCUGUCCGAUGACUCCAAAACGGUACAGUACCUGCAGCCGUUCGGGUACGCCAACUGUGCCCUGGUCAACCAGAUGCCGAUCCCGAACGGCGUCACCGGGAUCACGGUCGAUGGCAGACAGCUGGUCGUGAACAAACCCAUCACGAACACCAUAUCCAACAUCAGCUUCAAGUGCGAUGUGUGCGGUUUGAUGUUCAACCAUCUCACCCUGCUGAACCAUCACAAGCGCACCCACAACCAGGAUGGGGAAACGACAUCGGAUGCCAUUACGGUAGUAACGCAAGCGCAGAAUUUAGUCCAGGCACAAAAUCUCAUCUCAGAAACGGGUCAAAACCUUGGUCAGAUUCAGAUUGUCGCCACGGAAGCGCUCGACCCGGCACCGCAGCAGCAGCAGCUGCAGCACGCCCAGGAGCAGCAACAGCAGCAGCAACAGCAGCAGCAGCAACAGCAAGCCCAAGCGCAAGCUCAAGCUCAAGCGCAACAGCAAGCGCAGCAGCAAGCACAGCAGCAAGCGCAACAGCAAGCGCAGCAGCAGCAGCAACAGCAACAGGUGACAACACACACCACCAAGGCGGACAAAUCGCAGAAGUGCAUCUCGUGCAACGGGCCCAUCCACAGCAACCCGAAGCGAAAGGGCCCGAAGCUGAUCCGGUGCGAAACCUGCAUCAGCAACGAUGGCGCACAGCCUGUCUCGAGAAGUACGACCCAAAUCUUCGUCGCGCCCGACGGUGACAUCAAGUUCGAGAUCGGCGAAAUCCCGAACGCCUCCAACAGCAACUCGUCGAUGGACUCGCUGAUGCCGGGACAGAUGCAUCCGAUCAAGGCGGAGCACGCGCUCGUACCGCAGCAGAAUGCGCAUCCGGUUAAAAAACGUAAUUUAGCAACUGUCACAAAAUGUAACAAAUGUAACGGUUCUGGUGUAAUUAUAGUUGGAGGCCAGAAGAAGCUGAUCCAAUCGUCCAUGCAUCAACAGCCGGAAAAACCAUUCACCUGCAACACGUGCGGAGGGCGGUUCUCGCGCUACUCCAGCCUCUGGUCGCACAAGAAGCUGCACACGGGCGAAAAGAACUACAAGUGUAACGUGUGCGGUAUAGCGUUCGCCAAGGCCGUCUACUUGAAGAACCAUAUGCGCAUCCAUACCGGCGAAAAACCGUACAAGUGCGGCACCUGCGGCAUGCAAUUCUCCCAGUCGCCCCAUCUGAAGAACCACGAGCGAACUCACAGCGGGGAAAAACCAUACGUUUGUGAGGUCUGUGACAAAGGAUUCGCCCGUCACGCAACGCUCUGGAACCAUCGGCGCAUCCACACCGGCGAAAAACCGUACAAAUGUAACCGCUGCCAGUCCGCGUUCAGUCAGGCUGCGCAUCUCAAGAAUCACGAAAAGGUGCACUCCGGCUUAAAACCAUUCAAGUGUGACAUCUGUUCAGCGGCGUUUGCCGAUCGGUUCGCGCUGAAGAGGCAUCGUGGCAUUCACGAGAAAUAUGGUCAAACUACGCCGCUCCAUCAGAACCAGCAGCAGCAGCAGCAAACGGCACAAGUCGUCACGCAGCAGGUGGUGCACAAGGAGGAAAUUAUCGAAAUGGAGGAGAAACCGCGCGAGGUGAUCAUAACCGGAAUGUAGAGUGUGUGCAAACACGGGGCAACCGAAAUUUCUCGCGCCUUUAAGCGCGUGUGCCGUGAGCGUAAGUUUAAGUUAGUCGCGUAAACAGUGUGAGAGAACGAGAGAGCGAGAGAGUGCAUUUUUUUUAGGAGUUUGACCCGAUGCAGGAGGUUUAAUAGUGAGGUAGAAAAGUUAGUAAUACACACUGAACGGGUGCAGUUGCUCUGGUGUGUUUGUAAAAAUGCAUUACUUAUCGAUAAGAAAGAAGGGGGGGAGAAGCUCUAUAUAUAUUUAGGUGUAGUUGAAUUAGGACAGUUGAUUGCUCUAUGGCGCUGCACUUUGUUAAUUUUGUAUUCGAGUUUCCUUUUCGUUUAUUCACCCUGAUGAUAUCCCCCAACAAAACCAUGCACCGUGGAUUAAAUUUAUUACAUUUUUCCCUUUUACUAGUACAGUAAGGGAUGGUUAAACAUUUUGAUUAUGUAAAUUGGCAACUUUUUGUUCAAAUUUACACACACACAAGCAGCUUUGCGUUUUUUGUAUGUACCAUCUACAUAUUCAAUGCCGAAUAAUAGUCGAAGCAUGAAGCGGGCAUGCACAAGUUUAACGAAAAUGAUAGGGCGAACCUUUGUAAUUACGGGACGAUACGAAGUGCAGAGGAAAGCGAAACACCUAUAGAUGGUUAGAGCGUAUUAACUUAACGACAAACUAAGUAUAGGUGCAUUUCAUUUGCAUUAGCCGUUUAUUAUUAUGAUUGUAGUAAUUAAUUUUAUGUUUAAUUCGUACUCUGCUAUCUAAGCGACAAACACCACCUUUAAAAACGCUCGAAUUGAACGCAAUUCAAUUAGCAGCAAACACUUUACCGCUACCGCACACUGUCCGUGGUAAGCCAAUGGGUAAAUGCGCAGGUGUCACACAGGUCGAGGCCAACCUUCUGACAACGGUUGUGCCAAAAACCAUUUACAAAGGAAGCAGAUUGGUCCGUUUUAUUGCAACGUUGUGUGUGGCCAUUAUCAUAAGCCUACAUUAUAAGUGUGGAGUGGGUUCUUUCAAUGCUCCUUACACAGGAAACACGGGAGAAUCAUACAACAACACACUCCCCGUUGACCGAAUAUCGGCACUCCCAUGUCCUUUCCCCCCCUCCCUAAUGCCAGUGUAAAAUUCUCCCGACUGCGAUGCUCUUUUAGUGUAUUGAGUAAAAAAACGAUUUUUGGGAAAGGAAAGUUUAACCCAGUAAAGGCUUCCUAAAGCUAACUCCGCGGAAAACGAACGGGAACUGAAAAAAAGAGAUGUUUCUUUACCGUCUUUGGUCGUUAGCCAUUAGAUUGCACUGCUCUCGAUGGAGCAGCAUCGAUUAAAAGAAGCAUCUACCUGUAAAUAGACACUUUUAAAUGUUACAAUUCAAAUCGUCAUAUGCAUGCGGCCUUUACCGGGCGGCGCACCAUUACAUUCUAAUUAUCACCGUUGUAAAAAAAGAACAGUAUAAAGUACAGCUCACACAUGAUCCACACAAAUACGCCGGUUAUAUCAAGCCGGAUGGAGAAGAAAGGUAGAAUUUAAUUUCAACAUUGAUUAAUGAAGAAAAAGGAAAACACACACUGAGAAGUUCUGAAUACAUGCGCGAUUACGGAAAAUAAAUAAUUUAAAGAACAUUGAAAGUAGUUAAUAAACUGUAAAGGUAAUUUUUAUCGUUUAA
Messenger RNA from Anopheles arabiensis, 4018 nucleotides. RefSeq names its product zinc finger protein 184 (gene Clamp). Lineage: Eukaryota; Metazoa; Arthropoda; Insecta; Diptera; Culicidae. The record is from RefSeq and is a predicted model, not a curated record. The transcript is spliced from 10 exons. Gene Ontology annotation, biological process: regulation of transcription by RNA polymerase II; central nervous system development. Gene Ontology annotation, molecular function: RNA polymerase II cis-regulatory region sequence-specific DNA binding; DNA-binding transcription factor activity, RNA polymerase II-specific. Gene Ontology annotation, cellular component: nucleus. The coding region runs from base 511 to 2346 and encodes 611 amino acids.